CAACAGCAAUGUGUGGAGAGGACCAGCUAUGCUCCUGCCUGAUAGACAACAACAGCCAAUGUCUCUGCAAUAACACAGCCAUGAGUGGUGAAGAUGAUUUGACUUGCAAUGUUGACACCGUGUGCCCAGACAGCUGCAUUGUGACCGUUACACAAACAAUACUACCGUCUGAGACUCCAAGUGUAGAAGGAGUUCAACCAUCAGAUGGCUGCAGCAAUACCCCGGCGAUUGUUCUAGGAGUUUUGUUUGCACUUGCAACAGUCAUCCUUAUCAUAGUAGUAGUUAUCGUAAUAAUUAAGAAG
Messenger RNA from Geodia barretti, 302 nucleotides. The record is from the annotation of a GenBank genome assembly. NCBI's taxonomy places the organism in Eukaryota, Metazoa, Porifera, Demospongiae, Tetractinellida, Geodiidae.